This is a messenger RNA of Procambarus clarkii (red swamp crayfish), 4397 nucleotides long. The record is from RefSeq and is a predicted model, not a curated record. NCBI's taxonomy places the organism in Eukaryota, Metazoa, Arthropoda, Malacostraca, Decapoda, Cambaridae.
AAUAUCUUUCUUACAGUUUGGGAAGCUGGACCCAGGAAAGCGCUACCAGGCUGAGACAUUUUGUUGCAAUUCCUUGUUUUGUGGGAAGAAGCUGAGACAGGAAGUGGGCACAUUGCCAAUGGAGCCAGAGUUUUCAGGUGAUCUAACUAUUCUAAAAAAGACAAACACAACGAUCACUCUCGGCUUGCCUUCCUUGAUCACUUCUGGUGAUGGUAAUAAGUCUAUGUUUGUGGUGGUUCAAAAGGCAGCCGAUAACACAACAAAUAUAACAGAAGAUAUAUUGAAGUUGCUGCCAAUGAAUAGAUGGCAGGAUGUUCAAAAUGGGCAUGACACCAGGCGUAUCCACACCCGUCAGACAAACCCGAACCAACAGUGUCAACAGUCUCUGUGGAUUGCUGGUCUGGUGAAUGAGGAUGAAAUGAAGUUUGAAAUAGGUGAUGGCCGCACCUACAAUAACUACUUCAACUGUCCACUGGAGUACCAGCAUGAAUAUUAUAUAGGAAUAAUGGCAAGAACGGAGCUACUAGGUGUGAGCAGUUACAAAUGGUUAAAACUAUCAGAGGUUGUGGUGGCCGAGCCCUGGGAACCUGAAACAGCAGCCUACUGCUGGCUGCUCUUCGCAUUCAUCCUCCUCCUUGACAUUAUUGCUGAUUUAUACUGUAUAACAGUAUAUAUCAGGCAUCACAAACGUGCUGGGAAACCGUGGUCAUUUGUCACAUUUAACAAAGGCAGCGGCAAUCAAGCUUUGUAUGAUGACACAAUAGGUUUUGGUGUUGAAAAUCAUGACUCGCUUGCAUCUGCAAGACAAAUUACAGCGAAAACUGAAAUUCACACUUCAUAUGCAGACCCCAGACUAGUCUCAACCACAGCUCAAGUCAAUACUCCUGCUAUACGUCCACAACCUCAAUUCAAGAUUCCUGCUCCACUACCGCAGAUCAAUAGUGAGGUGGUAACAAGUGAUCUUACCGACGAGAACUCCAGCACAGAAAAUAUCUAUGAAAUUGUCACGAUUCGUAUUCCCUAUGAAGAAGUUGAAGCUUACCUUAAUAGAAUCGUCAAGUCUAAUGAAACCUCGGAGGAAUUUAAGAGUGUUCCGGACAACUUCAACAAGAGCUCUGAUGUAGGAAAGCUCCCAGAAAACAAGCCUAAAAAUCGCUUCAGGAAUAACCUCCCGUAUGACGACACGAGGGUCUUGCUCUCAAUCAUUAAUGAUGAUCCCUAUUCUGACUACAUCAAUGCCAACCACGUCUCUGGAUAUGGUGGUAUGCGCUACAUUGCUGCACAAGGUCCCAAGGAUGUGAAAGUGCCUACUAUUGUUGACUUUUGGAGGAUGAUCAUAGAGCACAACAUUAACGCCAUCAUUAUGGUUGCCAACUUCGUUGAGGGGGGCAAGGGUAAGGUUGGAGAGUACCUAAAUCCAGGAGCCAACCUAGACUUUGAUGGCUACCUUGUCUCCGUCCUCCAUAGAGAACAGUUUCCACACUUCAAUGUGUCAUCGGUACAGGUUUCAAAAGGUGGGCAGAUCCAUAGUGUGCAGCACUACCAUUACACUAGCUUGCCAGAUCAUGGUAUCCCAGAUGAAGCUGGCUCGAUGGCUCAGAUGCUCCGACACUAUCAAAAUAGACACAGUGAAGGUGGCACGGUUGUUCACUGUUCAGCUGGGAUUGGCCUAACUGGUACAGUUCUCCAAGUUCUUCUCAUGUUUGAAAUGCUUGCUGUUGAAGGAAGCUUUGAUCCUCUCGAAGUGCUCAAGCACCUUAGGAACUGUCGGGCACGACUAGUUGAGAACCAAGCACAAUACAACCUUAGCCUGCAGAUCCUUGAUGAGAUUCUCUUUGGUGAAAAAACCAUUGUAUCUGCAGAACAUCUUCAGAAUUCUCUAGACAGUUAUCUGAGUAACUGCAAAGCUCAGUUAAGGAAUAUAAAAGCCUUACCAUCCUCACUCACAUAUAAAAGUUCUUCUAAUCCGAGCUUUGAGUUAAUGAAUCGUAACAAUACAAUAUUGCCAGCAGACUCCCAACGAAUAUACUUACAAAUGGAAAAUGGAGAGCCAGAGUCACAGUAUAUUAAUGCGGUGAAGGUUGCGGGUUUGAUGCACACUGAAGCACUACUAGUCACAGAACACCCCAUGCCUAUCACACUCCCCAAAUUCUGGAGAAUGGUUGCAGAGAACGGCUGUUCUCUUGUAAUACUCAUCAAUCAAUUUGACGAGCAAAGCAAGGUAGAGAUUUUGUUUACUUUUCCAGCUGAUUUAUCAAGUCUUAUUUUUCAGAACUUAGUCCAUAAUGUGGAAGUGUAUCAGGUGCUCUCGUGGCAGUAUGGUCAAGAUGUGCCGCCUGUGCCAGACGUCUUGCUCAAAUUGGCUGAAUUAUUACUACAGAACCCUAGUAGUACUCGCACUGGUCCACCUAUUUUGUGCUGUGGUGACGGUGUGACAGGAUGUGGACUGGUGGCUGCCAUGACUUUGGUGGUUGAACGACUGCAGAAUGAACAGCGCGUGGAUGUCUACAGAACAGUUGUGAAACUAUUGAGGAGUAGGCCUCAAUUUAUCACUUCUGAGGCCCAGUUUGCACUCCUGUACAGUGGAGCCGUCACAUAUAUCGAGAAUUACUCCACCUAUAGAAACUUAUUUUAAAAACAAAAUUAAUUAUGCAAGUUAAGUUUUACCAAGAGGAGACAAAACUGUCACAUCACUGGAUAAUAUCAAGUAAUUAAUAGAUAUAAAGAUUAAUGAGAAAACUGUACAAAGUUUAACAAGCCAAGUGGUACACAAAGAACACAUGCAGGCAGACAGUAAUUUAGAUGAUGGUUGGGUAUGUGUACCGACCAACCCGUUCUCGCACUUUCGUAUAGUCAAUAUUGACUUAUUAAAUACGUGCAUAUGUGAAAUACUAAACAUACUAGUUUGCCUUGAAAAGCUUCAUAGAAAACACCGACCUUACCUAACCUUCUUAGUAUGUUAAGAUAAGCAUUUUAUUGCUUCGUAAUUACAAUUAUUACUUAACCUAUUAUAGGUAUGAUUGUUUCCAUAACAAUCAUGUUAUGCUCACUUGUCUAAUCUGGCAAAGACAACCAUGAGUUACUCUCACACACCUGCCAUCACAUCGCCCACACACUCCUACCAACCACUUCCCUCCCAUGCUCACACCAUCCUCCAUUUACUGUAUUUUUUCUCACAAUCUGUAUCACCUAAACUCACAUUAUUGUUGUUGUUUGAUUCAGCUACUCUGAACACACUAUGGGCUCACCGUAGCCCGUGCUACUUGGGACUUUUUUUCCAGGUAGCGAAUCUUAACAACAACAAUACUCUGAACAAAAGUUCCAAGUAGCGCAGGCUGUGGUGAAACCGUAAAGGACUUUAUACCCUAAACUCACUCCAACCCCCAAACACAUAUUGAGUGCCCAUGGCUAGCUACCAGUACUAUUCCUCCCAUACACACAGCACAACACUCACACAUAAUCAGUGUGAUCAUGCGAGCUCUGAGUGAAUUACUGACUUUGUCUCUGUAGUCCAUCUGUAACCACACCUCAUGUUUGGUUAUAUCAAAAUUUUUUGAUAUAAUAUAACUAGAGUAAACCUAUUUGUUAUACCACAUAAAAGUAGUAGUCCUAAAGCUAAUCACCAAUUCUAAAUUUUUAAUGUACUCUGAUAAUAACAAAUUAUAUGUACAAAAUGUACAAAAUUGUCAUACCAAGGAACAUAACCCUAUUUUUCACUUGUUAUUCAGCUUAUAUAAAGAAUUUUUAGAUACAUUAUUUUUCCUAACUGCCAUGUUGUAAAAAGUGACCUGUACACUAUUAUGCUUAAUGACAAAUUGAGUUUAAAGCAACCAGAAUGUAUUUUCACCAUACGUCUUGGAAUGUAUAGAUUUACUUUGUUUUUUGUUAGGUUAUAAGUUAAUGUUAUCUUUCCUACUUAGGUGAAUGAAAAUAUUUAAAUACUGUAUAUUCCUUACUAUACUAGUGCGUGUUGUAAUGAUUAUAAUGUCUGCUUUUCAAACAAUUGUUACUAAUUUUCUUGAUUUUUUUUAUUCCAGCCGUAGAAGGUUUGGUUUCUUAUAGAGAUUGUCUGCCUUGAACAUCUCAUAUUGGUUUCUUCUAAUAUAUAUAUCCAUUAGCUCAUAAUCUGUAAAAUUGUCCAACAAAACUGCUCAUUUCCCACUUUUACUGAGCUUUAAUACCCUCUGAAAAGUGGAAGUGGUAAUGGGUAAACCUGAAGCUCUCAAUAUCCCGCCAUACAUUAGUGACAUAUUAAGCUGUUUGUGUAAUUUUUCUUAGUAAAUUAUAGUAAUUUAUUUACAUGCUGUAUUAUAUAUGUGUUUAAUUUUAAACCAACACUAUGUAUCAGUUACCUACUGUACUUUUCAUAAUUAUUGAAAUGAAAAUAUUUUAAGUAA